AAUAUAAUAUAUACAUGUCACGUAACACACGUUCUAAACAGUUCAUAUGUUUACCAAGUGACUUUUAAUUAAUAUUAUUGCAUUAUUAAUCUAAUUCCGAUGAAUUUUUGAAGUAGUUCAAAAUUUGAUACUAUUUUAACUAAUUUCUUAAGUAUCAAUAUCAUCUUUUCUAUAGUAAUUUAUUUAAAAUUAUUUCUUACCGGAAAAUAUGAAUAAAUUAUUGACUACAUCGAUAAGAGAAGUAAGUCAAAAGAUAAAUGCUGGUGAUGUGGGACCUUCUGAUGUUACAAAAGCAGCUAUUAAAGUUGCAUCAGCUAUUAAACCUUUAAAUGCUUAUAUUACUAUUACCGAUAAAACAGCAAAGAAACACGCUGAAAACUCAGAUUCACGGCAAAAAGAUUGUAGCUUAUUGGGAAAACUCGAUGGAAUUCCCAUUGCGAUUAAAGAUAAUUAUUGUACCAAAGGUCAUCUAACAACUUGUGCAUCAAAGAUGCUGUCAAAUUUUAUUCCCACCUACAAUGCCACUGUGUAUCAACGUUUAAAAGAUGCUGGGGCAGUGUUAAUUGGUAAAACUAAUCUCGAUGAAUUUGCUAUGGGUUCUGGAACUAUUGACUCAUAUUAUGGACCAACAAAAAACUUAUGGAACUCAGAUUUGCUUUCAAAAUUUUAUUCUUGCAAUAAUCAAAUGAAAGAAUAUACAGAACAGAAUAAAAAUGCAGAUUCCUGGCAUAUAGCAGGUGGUAGCAGUGGUGGUUCUGCAGUGGCUGUUAUAGCUGGAAGUUGUUAUGCUGCAAUUGGUUCAGAUACUGGAGGUUCAACUCGAAACCCAGCAUCUUAUUGUGGUUUAAUUGGAUUAAAACCUACUUAUGGUUUGGUAUCGCGCUAUGGACUUAUUCCUCUUGUAAAUUCAAUGGAUGUACCUGGUAUUCUUACAAGAAAUGUUGAUGAUGCUGUGUUAGUUUUAAAUACUAUAGCUGGUCCAGAUGAGUUUGAUUCUACUUGUUUACGAAAAGAAUAUGUACCAUUUGACAUACCAGACAAAAUAAAUAUUAAUAAUAUUAGAAUUGGAAUACCAAAGGAAUAUAAAGAGAAAAACCUAAGCCCAGAGGUACAAGAAUGUUGGGAUGAAAUUUCUCAAUACUUAAUUGAAGAUGGAGCAUCGCUUUCCACAGUAUCAUUGCCACAUACUAACUAUUCUAUAAUGUGUUAUACAAUUUUAAAUCGUUGUGAUGUUGCAAGUAAUCUUGCUUGUUAUGAUGGCAUGGAGUAUGGUUACAGAUCAGAUGAAUGGAGUUCGGUGCAUAAUAUGUAUAAGAAGACGAGGUCUGAAGGGUUUGGUAAAAUAGUUAAAGAACGUAUUCUAGUCGGGAAUUAUUUUUUAUUAAAUGAAAAUUACGAAGAAUAUUACGUAAAAGCAAUGAAAAUAAGAAGAUUAAUCUCAGAAGAUUUUGAUGCAGUAUGGAAUAAUAAUAUUGAUCUCCUACUCACUCCUACCACUUUAACAGGAGCUCCUACCUAUAAUGAUUUUAUUUCAAUGGAUAACCAGGCACAGUGUUUGAUUCAAGAUUAUUGUACUCAACCUGCUAAUAUGGCAGGUAUACCAGCACUUAAUGUGCCAAUUAAACUAUCUAAGAGUGGUUUACCAUUAUCCUUACAACUUAUGGGACCUCCUUUGAAAGAGAAGGAACUUCUUACUGUAGCAAAAUGGAUUGAACAGAGAGUGCAGUUUCCUAAACUUGAAUUGAAGGAUCUAUCUCUAUUACAAUAAAGUAUUUCUGUACGAAUCUUGUUUGAUUUCCUACAUCUCUUCUCCUUCUUACUACAUCUACUUGACUGUCUUUUAAACAAAUAUAAUAUAUUCUCGAAAAAUUAUUGUGGCAUAAGAUACAAUUUAUUAUACUCUUAAAAGGUAUUGACCAUGUUUGAAAUUUCAUUCUUUCGUUGAAAUUCCUACGUUGGAGGACCUUUUUGUUAUUGCAUUGCAAUGUACCGUGCUUUAGAAACGAAUGCUAGGCGUUAUACGUUAAAGCUAAACAGCGGUAAGGUCGACCGUCGGUACAGCAGAGUAUCGUGUCGACAUAGGUAUAUGCGGCGGUUGGAAAAAUAUUUAUACAAACUGUAUCUGAAUUAUGAAUUAAAUUUUAUCAUUGACUAUGUAUAUCCUUGUUUGUGAUUUUAUUAUAUGUUAUAUUAUGAAUAACAGUAA
Molecule: messenger RNA, 2206 nt
Organism: Bombus impatiens (common eastern bumble bee)
Lineage: Eukaryota; Metazoa; Arthropoda; Insecta; Hymenoptera; Apidae
Gene: GatA
Product: glutamyl-tRNA(Gln) amidotransferase subunit A, mitochondrial
Exons: 4
Coding region: 209-1768 (519 amino acids)
Biological process (GO): mitochondrial translation; glutaminyl-tRNAGln biosynthesis via transamidation
Cellular component (GO): mitochondrion; glutamyl-tRNA(Gln) amidotransferase complex
Molecular function (GO): glutaminyl-tRNA synthase (glutamine-hydrolyzing) activity
Source: RefSeq, a predicted model, not a curated record